AUGCCGGUCCCGCAUCUCCGCCGUGCUUCGUGGGCCAGCCGAUCGUCCUUGGAAGACUCCGCCGCCAGCGGGGAAGACGAGACCGUCGAGGCCGAUCAGGGAAAUGUUCUCUCGCACAUCAUCUCGCAGCUGCGGCCCGGCGCCGACUUGAGUCGCGUCGUCUUGCCGACCUUCAUCCUCGAGCCCCGGUCAAUGCUGGAGCGGAUCACCAACUUUAUGGCACAUCCCGACACCCUCCUCCCCAUGUCUACGAUCGAUGAUCCGCUCGAACGGUUUGUCUCGGUAAUUAAGUUCUAUCUGAGGGGAGUGAAAAAGCCGCUGAAUCCCAUCCUCGGAGAGACUUUUACCUGCUACUGGGACUAUCCCGACGGAACGCGCGCGUACUACAUCUCCGAACAGACCUCGCACCAUCCGCCAAAAUCCAGCUAUUUCUUCAUGGCUCCGGAACACCAUAUCCGUAUCGACGGCACGCUGAAGCCCCGCAGCAAGUUCCUGGGUAACUCGGCUGCUAGCUUGAUGGAGGGCAUUGCAAUUCUGCGGCUGCUGAACCGCGGCCAGGACAAGGAGAAAGGCGAACGAUACAUCUUGACCCAACCCAAUAUGUACGCUCGCGGUAUCCUCUUUGGGAAGAUGAAGUAUGAGCUCGGCGAUCACAGCUACGUACGCUGUCCCGAGAAUGAUCUCAUCGCCGAUAUCGAGUUCAAGACUAAGGGUUAUUUCUCUGGUACCUAUAAUGCCAUCGGUGGCACAAUCAAGAACGAGAAGACUGGCGAGGUAUUAUACGAACUGUCGGGAUUAUGGAAUGGAGAAAUGCAUCUGAAAGAUGUCCAUACGCACCAGAAUGAGCUUUUGUUCGAUGCGACCCGCGCGAAACAUGCGAAGCCCUUGACCCGUCCGAUUGCAGAGCAGGGCGAGCGGGAAUCCCAGCGGCUGUGGCAGGAUACGGUGAAGGCAAUCAACACGCGGAACCACGAGCUUGCUACCGACGAAAAGACCAAGAUCGAAGACCGCCAACGCGACGAGGCCGCCAAGCGGGCCGACGAGGGCGUCGAGUGGCGGCCGCGACUAUUCCGCCCCGUCCAAGGCGGGCCCAAUGGCCCAGAUGAGGGCGAGGAAGAUCUCGACUGGAUCAUCAGUGCUCAAGUUGCAUCGCAUGACCCCCAGCUGGCCACAAAACAGAUCCAGUCCAUCGCGCCAAUCGUCCAAGGUCAGAAAAAGUCAUCUCAGUUUCAAAUCCCGCCGCAUAGUUCUCAGCGUGCCAAAUCCGCGGACCCGGCAUCCCAGACUCAGCACACGACCGCUAAUGCCGCUUAG
Penicillium alfredii is the source of this 1314-nucleotide messenger RNA. Its product is annotated as OSBP family protein. Lineage: Eukaryota; Fungi; Ascomycota; Eurotiomycetes; Eurotiales; Aspergillaceae. The record is from RefSeq and is a predicted model, not a curated record. Gene Ontology annotation, molecular function: sterol binding. The transcript has 8 exons. Gene Ontology annotation, cellular component: intracellular membrane-bounded organelle; cytosol; cortical endoplasmic reticulum. The coding region runs from base 1 to 1314 and encodes 437 amino acids.